AUGAAUAUAAUGAAGAAGGGAGCGGGUAAGUCUGGUAAGGUGACUUAUCAAGAAAGGCGCUCCAACCAUGUUUUGACUGAAGUUGUAUGUAUAGCUAUUCUUGAUGAGUUUGCAAGUAUCCAAAUCGAACGCCCUUCUCGACGGACAUUUAUAGCACAUCCCUUCAUCCCCAUUGAAAUGGUAAGUUUUGAUUCUAAAGAUGAGAUCUUAUUUGAAAGUGUAGUAGAGCGUCGUAUUAAAGAACGGAUGGCUUUAGAUAUGGAGAAUGGCGUGACUGAGCAAACGGCAUUACGGAGACUGAAGAAAAACCGGACGACCGAAUCGAUUCAUUUGUUAGUAGAUAUCCUUCAAGAGAAAGGAAUACAUAUUGGGUGUAAACAUUCGAGAGGGUCGAAUAAUGUGAUGGUUAUUGACUACAUCCAAUCAAUUAAUUACAAAAACAGAGUGUAUAAUAUAGACGAACUCGAAAAAAUAGGACAAGAAAUUCACUCACAUCUUUCCCUCCUAUUUGAAAAAAACAAAAAAAUCACAUUAGCUAGAAAUGACCGGACGUUGCGGUCUUUUUUGGACCAUUAG
Messenger RNA from Entamoeba invadens IP1, 576 nucleotides. RefSeq lists its product as hypothetical. The transcript has a single exon. NCBI's taxonomy places the organism in Eukaryota, Evosea, Mastigamoebida, Endamoebidae. The coding region runs from base 1 to 576 and encodes 191 amino acids. The record is from RefSeq and is a predicted model, not a curated record.